Molecule: messenger RNA, 764 nt
Organism: Equus quagga
Lineage: Eukaryota; Metazoa; Chordata; Mammalia; Perissodactyla; Equidae
Product: serine/arginine repetitive matrix protein 1-like
Exons: 2
Coding region: 1-717 (238 amino acids)
Source: RefSeq, a predicted model, not a curated record
AUGUCCCCGACCCGCUCUGUCCGGCCCUCUUCCCGCGGCUGCGUCCUCCCCGCCCCCGUCCGGAUGCAAGGGGAGUUUGCGCCGCCUAAUGUGGGACCUGGCUUGGGAGCCCCCACUCACCGCCUUGCCGGGGCAGGAUUCCAGCACCUGGAUUUGUCACUAAACUUUCCCAGGCGCACACGGUCUCGGGGGAUGCCACCUCCCACCCCCACCCCCACCCCCAUCCGAAGCCCCAGGUCCCGGCCGCAGCGGGGCUGUCGCUUCACCUGCUCGCGGCUCUUCCGAGGCUCCUGCUGCUCCUCGCGCGUCCGGACUCAGACGCCGCCCGGUGGGACCCUGCGCCGCUGCCGCCGCUGCUGCCACCGCCAGCGCCACCGCCGGUGCCGCCGCCGCGCCUACCCGGAGCUGCAGCGUCGCCGUUCGCCCGCAGCCGCGGGAGGCGCAAUCCUGGGCGCCUGCGGCACGGCCCGCGGCUCGGCGGGUCCCCGCAGCCGCCACCCCACUGCGUCCCCCUGCCCGGGACCCGCACGCACCGGCGCUAGGAGUGUGCUGCUCGCCCGACUCUCCCAGCUGCGACGCGCUGGGGAUCCACCGAGCCUCCAGGAUGGGCGGGGAUUCCCUCCCUCUGUCCCAGUCCCAUCUUCCACCACUCUCUCCCAUCUUCUGAGCUGUGAAGAAGCAAUGCGUGUCUCCUCAGCCUCUGCAGCCAGCAUCUAGCAUAGACCUACCUCCUUCAGCAGCCGUUGAAAGUUUGCUGAAUAAAU